This is a messenger RNA of Botrytis byssoidea, 519 nucleotides long. RefSeq lists its product as uncharacterized. Lineage: Eukaryota; Fungi; Ascomycota; Leotiomycetes; Helotiales; Sclerotiniaceae. The transcript has a single exon. The coding region runs from base 1 to 519 and encodes 172 amino acids. The record is from RefSeq and is a predicted model, not a curated record.
AUGUCCGAUUACCGAAAAUCCUCACUGGCCGCUUUCGACAGAUCGACUGUGAGCCACGGAAAAGACAGGGAGGGGAUUGACCAGUUGCCGGAUGAACAGAGUCAUUACUUCCUCAAUUCCCGAGUUGAGUUCCGCCACUUCAGCGACUUUGUUUGCGGAUGUGGACUUCGAAUAUUCUCAUCGCAUCUGACUGAACCUAUUGUCCUGUCCACCCAGUGUAUGUUUUAUCAGAUUAGUAUCGGGCGGACGAGUCGUCGAAGGUCAAGUAAACUCGCGCAAUUGCCUGCGCAGUCUCAUAUCCGCUAUCUCAAUUUAGAACUGGCGUCUGCGGGCGAUUUAAUGAAGGGCGAAUCUUCUCGAGGUGAUUGUUCAAGUGGAAGAGCUGAUGCGCGGCCAAACAGGACUUACUAUGAGGCGUCAAAUACUUUUAAAUUGAGAAUAGAUCUGAGUGGUUGCAUGGGAGUUAUUGACCUUGUAUACGCAAAGUUCCUCAUGUUGUCAUUCUCUCGUGGUGUAUGA